GGGCGACGAGGUGGAGGGUUACACAAAGCAAAACGGAAAAGUAUAAAAUUUAAACUGGUGACGGCGUUUUGUCGUCAUGGUGAUAAGUUGAAGCGCGUAAAGUCUUUCAAAUCGAUCUUGUUCUGUUUAAGUUUAAGUAUUGAGAAAGCCAGUAAGUGAUAGUAAUUGUACUUGUGCUCGUACCUCUCGGCAACCAUGCAGCUACUAGCUACAAAAUCGAAGAUUGACUUACUCUCCUUCCUAUGAUCACUCGGGCAACAGAGCUACAACUUUCAUAGUCGUAUAUCUCAAACACAAACACAAACUCACCCAACGCAUACUCAAUCUUUGACAUUGAUUCUCAUUAUCGUCUAGAUGACGGCUCCGGUGCCCUUGCUGCGUGAGUUUAACCACAAUUUAGUGGCAUCCGUGGCGGACGCAAUUAUGGAGAGAGAUGACCAAAGGUACGACUAUUGUGGAACGGAAGAAAGGGCAAAGCUGAG
Amoebophrya sp. A25 is the source of this 482-nucleotide messenger RNA. The record is from the annotation of a GenBank genome assembly. NCBI's taxonomy places the organism in Eukaryota, Dinophyceae, Syndiniales, Amoebophryaceae.